AUGAUAUGGAACCAGAGGAUAUUGAUAGUCUAUCAGAUUCUAUUGAAUUGGUGUCUGGACUUACAUUUCAAAAUUGGGACAAAUUUGAAAUUUGGCUUCAUAAAUAUGUGAUAAAAGAAGGUUUUAGCUAUAAAACUAGAACUAGUAAAUAUGAUCAAGAUAUUUUGAAAAGAGCUGUAUUUGAAUACACAAAAUCUG
Messenger RNA from Racocetra persica, 198 nucleotides. Lineage: Eukaryota; Fungi; Glomeromycota; Glomeromycetes; Diversisporales; Gigasporaceae. The record is from the annotation of a GenBank genome assembly.